AUGCGACAAAUAAACCUAUUCCGAGGCUGGCCGAACCCGUCCCUCCAACCCCCUCCCCGCCCUAACCACAGCCACAUCCAACCAUCCUCUCCAACCCGCUCCUCUCCGCCCCGGCUCUCAGCUACGGGCCCAAUGAAGGCGAUGCCUCCGUUCGCGCGGAGAUCGCCCGCUGGCUCUCCGGGUUCUACAACCCCCCCCCCCCCCCCAUCCCCGGUAGCCGCCUCCCGCAUAUGUAUCACCGGCGGCGCAAGUCAGAACCUGGCUUGUCUGGUGCAGGUCUUUUCGGACCCGCUGUACACGCGGAAUGUAUGGCUGGUGGUGCCAACGUAUUAUCUGGCGUGUCGCAUUUUUGAUGAUGCGGGCUUUUCGGGCAAGUUGAGGGAGGUGAGCGAGGAUGCGGAGGGGGUGGAUGUGGAGGAGUUGGCAAGGGGGCUGGAGAGCAGUGAGGGGCGGGCCGGGGCGGAGAAGGGCUGGGAGCGAGAGCGGAAUUCUGAAUCGGAGCUGGUCCUCCUCGCUCGUAAAUACGACGCCCUGAUCAUAUCCGACGAUGUAUAUGACCACCUCCAAUGGCCCGUUCCUUCCUCGCCGUCCCCGACAAAAAUAUACCCAGACAAAGCCCUCGUCCCGCGCAUCGUCGAUGUAGACCGAUAUCUCGACGGCGGACCGCAGGACGACUUCGGGAAUGCCGUUAGCAACGGCAGCUUUAGCAAAAUUGUCGGUCCUGGUUGUCGUGUCGGCUGGGCGGAAGGGACGGAUAAAUUUGUCUAUGGCUUGUCCCAGACCGGCUCUUCCCGCUCGGGCGGCUGCUCUUCGCAACUUACCUCGACGUUCAUCCGUGAACUUCUCUCGACAAACUCACUGCAAACGCAUAUCAGGAACGUAUUGCAGCCUGAGUAUUGCAGUCGAUAUUUCACACUCACUGCUGCUGUGCGGAAACACCUCGUCCCGCUUGGCGUGUUGUUGACAAAUGCAAAUGGAAAUGGAAAUGCGAAUGCAAAUACAAGUGCAAAUGCAAAUUCCGGUACCAUCGCAGGCGGCUAUUUCCUCUGGCUUCGCCUCCCGCGAGGAUUGAGAGCUAGCGACCUAGCAGGCAAGGCACAGGAGGAGGAGGAUGUAGUUAUUGCCGCAGGGAAUUUGUUCAACGUUGCUCAGGAAGACGGAUAUAGAACUGAUGCUGACGAGGUUGCCUUGGGUGGAGCUGGAGAUUUUGAGAGUUAUGUUAGGUUCUGUUUUGCGUGGGAGGAGGAGAGAUUUGAGGAGGGGGGUUGA
Messenger RNA from Paracoccidioides brasiliensis Pb18, 1269 nucleotides. RefSeq lists its product as uncharacterized. The record is from RefSeq and is a predicted model, not a curated record. The transcript has 3 exons. Bases 1 to 1269 code for a protein of 422 amino acids. Gene Ontology annotation, molecular function: L-2-aminoadipate:2-oxoglutarate transaminase activity.